Messenger RNA from Ceratosolen solmsi marchali, 726 nucleotides. Its product is annotated as chymotrypsin-1-like. Gene Ontology annotation, biological process: proteolysis. The record is from RefSeq and is a predicted model, not a curated record. NCBI's taxonomy places the organism in Eukaryota, Metazoa, Arthropoda, Insecta, Hymenoptera, Agaonidae. The coding region runs from base 1 to 726 and encodes 241 amino acids. Gene Ontology annotation, molecular function: serine-type endopeptidase activity. The transcript is spliced from 5 exons.
AUGGACUUUCGUAUCGUAAUAUGUUUGUGUUUCAGUUUAUUCACAGAUGUUUUCAGUAAAGAAUCAAGAAUUUACGGGGGGAAUCCAGCGGCGAUACAUGAAUUUCCGCAUUUGGUAUCUAUUCGAACCGAUUACUCUAAUCAACAUCUUUGCGGAGGUUCUAUUAUUAGCCAAAGGAAUAUUCUCACUGCUGCGCAUUGUUUAAGGGAUGUACUUAGAUAUUUGGAAGGCGUGAAAGUUUAUACGGGAACGGCAACCGUAAAUGAUAUUUAUGGAAAUGCUGUUCGAAUACAAGAUGUACAUUUACAUCCUCAUUGUGACAUUAUGAAUCCGGAUUCUACAUUCUAUCAUGAUAUUGCAAUGAUUAAGCUGAGUACAAAGAUAGAGUUUAAUAACCUUCAAAAUAAAAUUGCUUUACCAACUCGAGCUCCAAAAACCGGUGAUUUUGCUACAAUCGCUGGUUGGGGAAAAACGGAGUAUGACCUAAUUAAUUCACCAAUUUUAAUGCAAUCGCCUGUGGUUAUUUUAAAUAAUACUGAUUGUGCAUCGCGCGUUCCACUCCCAAUGGGUGACACUCAAUUUUGUACAUACUAUUCUGCUGGAAUAGGUAUUUGCUCUGGUGACGAUGGUGGCUCGGUUGUCAGCAAUGGAGAGCUUUAUGGUGUUAUAUCAUUUUCCCAUGGAUGCGCGCAAGGCAUACCAGAUUCACAAAUUGAAAAUUUCUAG